GUAUUUUUCCUUAACGUCAUUUCAAUUCACAACUUCAAAGCACAUCACACGUGUUUUGAUUCAUUUUUUGGGGAAGCAAAAAUCAGGAAAAGAAUUCUAUUAUUUAAUCCAAAAUAAACAUCAAUUGAACUUAAAAAAUGGGUAAAUUUCGUUCUAAACUAAAGCGUCACACAAAAGGAAAGACAUGGGCUAAAGGACAGUCGGCUACAACAAAUCCGGAACAAAUGAAACAUCGUCUCAAAGCAAAGUCACGAUUUUUUCAACCAAAUUUAAGUUUAGCUCCCCCAGAACCUGAACCCGGCAAGCCCACCCUAACUCUGGAAGCAGUGUUAAAACAUGAACAACGACAACUCUAUGCAAAUACCGACAAGGAGCCUACCGUCAACGAUGUAGCUGGUAGUUUGCGAUCGUUUAGUAUCAACGAUGACGAUGGCGACGAAGAUAUGUCUGAAUCCCAACUCGGUACAUUCAAGACAUUCAAAACUUUUGCCUCGAAUUACAGUACUUGCACGAAUAUGAGUUUUAAGAAACUUUUAUCCGGCUUUAGAGCUUCGUCAGAAUUGCACAAAGAAAUGUUAGCCAUUCUUACUGCAUUGACUGAAAUUAUUAAAGAGCGAGGUGGCACUGGCACUUCGACUGAAUACUUUAUUCUUCUAAUGGAAACAAUCGAUGCCAGUGAAGAAGAAUCUGAUAUAAUUGCUGGCAUUUCGUUGCUAGGCAUGGGCAUAAAAUCAGUUCCAGUGCCGGUUUUAAGAAAGAGAUUCUCUGAGACAGCUCAAUCUUUGUUAGCGAAUCUUCAAAGAUUUUUGGAGUCGAGUAAUCAAUCGAUAUUGAAAUAUAUCAUUGGGUGUUUGUCAGUACUUCUCCGUGCACAGGAAUACAUGACUUGGACAUACUCAUCCACAUGGCAGUACAUUGAUGCGAUUAUCUCCUUUACUGUCCACUCAAAGCCAAAACUACGUAAAGCUGCUCAACAUGCAGUCACUUCUAUUAUUCGUGGAAGCUAUUUCAUGCUUCCACCUAAGCCAGGCACAGAUGAUCCCGAAGAUAAGGCACCUGAAUCCUUGAAUCGGGUUAAAUACCAUCCAGCUGGUACUCGAGUUGUUCGAUUCUGUUUGAAUCAAUUCAAACCUGAAGUUCUCAUUAAUUCCCAAACUACUGUUCUUCAUACUCUUGCAUUGUUGAAAGACACAUUAGCUGGUUUCAAAACCGAUGAUAUCCGGUCGAUAUGUGAGAACCUUUUGUCUAUUAUGACCGCUGCUAAUGUUCUUGUUCGAACAAAUUGCCUACAGGUCUUUCACACAUUGUUUUUGUCCAGAACGGAUAAUCUCAAUGGGUCAUUGUGUGCCAAACUUUUGGCAGCAAUCUAUGAAUAUCGUCCAGAUCGUUCUGAUAUUCGACAAACUUUAGCUUGGUUAACUGUCCUUAAGGAAGGACAUAUACAUUUGGCUACUCUCGAGUUGCAUAUGUGUGUUAAUUCGCUGCCGAGAUUGGUUGAUAUUUGUACAACUGAUUUAUGGAUGUCUGAUAGAUCAGAAAUAGUUACUGGAGUUUCUAAUAUUAUCAAAGAAAUUUUACAAGAAUGUGUGAAACCAGCGUGUGUUAGUCAAGAACUAGCCGAACAAUAUCGUGCUCCUAUAACAAAAAUAAUUGCAUUGAUAAGUAAAGUUCUAUCUUCGCCGUUUGGAGAUGUCGCCAAGUAUGUGAUACUAACAUUCUCGAUUGUUUUUGAUAUUUGCGGAGAGUUCUUUAGCAAAGAACUUAUGGCUCCAUUGGCAACUCUAGCCAAUCGUUAUGACACUCAAAGUUCACUCCGUAUCCACAUUGAACAUUCAAUAAUUUCUGCAAUCAAGUCAAUGGGUCCAGAAGCUGUACUCAAAACUGUUCCCCUAACUAAUGCCAAGGGUGAAGUCUUGCUCGAAAAAUCAUGGCUUCUACCACUUCUCCGUGAAGGUGCAACAGGAGCUACAUUUAAAUUCUUCAAAGACGUCAUCCUUCCAUUAGCUUUGGAUUGCAACAACAAAUGGAAUCAAUAUACUCAGGAGAAAAAUGUUUCCCUAUCGCAUACUUAUGAGCUGUUGUGUUGUCAGCUUUGGGGUCUGCUUCCAGGAUUCUGUCGUAGUCCAAAGGAUCCAGAGAAUUUCCGUCUAGUUGCUCCAACACUUGGUAAUGCUUUGGAUAAUAAUCCAGAAUUUCGAGCACCAAUAUUUGAUGGUUUAAGUGAAUUAAUUGCUUGUGAGGAUGCCACAAUUCGUGAGGUGUUGGGAAAAUAUUCAAAGAAUUUUCUACCUCGUUUGUUCAAUGUUUAUACACAAAAGGCAAAUGGAACAUAUGAACAAGAUUUACGCAAAAAAGCUUUAGAAGUUAUUAAGGCUUAUGUGACAAUAACUCCAGAAUCAGUUUCGAAGGAACUAUUUGAAAAUGCAAAAUCUCAAUUGACUUCUACAGCAACGGGAACAUUUGAAAAUGAUUCAAUAUUUGAUAUUAAUUGUGCUUUGGUUUUGUAUCAAUCAGAAGAUGUCAUCAAGACAUUCUUCGAGACGUUUAUUGUUCCAGUUUUGAAAAAGGAAAAAUCCAAAAUUGUUGCCAAAGAUGAACAAAAACUAAAGAAGCAACAAAGAAAAACCUAUGAACUUCUCCGGGACAUUCUCACUUCAGACAUAUCACAAUGUAAGAAGUUCAGCAAGAAGAAUGUUGUUGCAUUACAGAAACUCUUGUUGGAAGCCUUUGCAACCAGUUGUUCAGUUUGUCAAGCUGCACGUUUGAAAUGCCUUAAAAUUCUCAUUGAAAAUCGUAAAACUCUCACCGUCAAUGAUAAGAUUGUUAUAAAAACAAUUCCCGAAGCAAUUGUAAGCUAUAGAGAAUUCUCUACGAGAAAAGAAAACAUCUCUGAAGAAAUUAUUAAAUUGGUUGGCAAUUUAUAUCAAGAAGCUGAUAAACUCAAUGAUUUUAUUGAUAUUUUAAUGGCUGGCUUUGCGGGUGAUGAAACAAUUGUGACGAAUACUAUUUUAGCAUUCCGUUCGGUUGUACAGAAUCUUGGUAAACAUUUGACCAUUAAUACAUUGGAAUUCAUAAUGGAUCAAGUUUUGGUGUUUUUGGUGCAAAAAAGUCGACCACAAGCUGAAGCAGCUGUUGCUUUUCUAAUAACAUUGAUAAAGGUUAUGCCAACGCCAUUGAUUGCUAAUCAUUUGGAAAAUAUUAUGAGAGCCCUAUCUGCAAUGGUUAGCGACACCAAAAGAUAUUGCCGCAUUCAAAUUGGUUAUUUGCUUAAAAAACUCUGCAAAAGAUUCACAGCUGAUGAACUUAUUAAAUGUGUUCCUGGCGAUGAUGAACUUACUCACAGACGAUUAAAGAAAAUCCGAAAACAAAUGCGACGUGAGCUUCGUCAAAAACACGAAGAAGAUACGAAAGGUGAUAAUGAUGAUUCUGAUGAAGAAUUUAUUCCAGGACUUGAAAAGAAGAGUGUUACAAUUGAUGAUAUUCUUGAAGAUUCCGAUUCAGAUCUGCCAGAAGAAAUGAAUAGUGAUGAUGAAAUGGAUAAUGGAAAAUCGAAAAAGAAAUCGAAAAAACAACAAGAAACUUAUAUUCGUGAAGAUCCUGAAGAUAUUGUUGAUUUAGCUGAUAUUAAAUCAAUUGGAAAUGUUUUAACAAACAAGCCAAGUACAUCUGCGGCAGCUGCAACUUCUACCAAGAAAAAGCAAACAGAAAAGAAUCGAGGCUUUAAAACAGCCGACGAUGGAAGACUGAUUAUAAGUGAUAAAUUUGUUGGCAGUGAUUCUGGAGAUGGUAGCAGCGAUAGUGAUGACGAUGAUGAUGAAGAUGGUCCUAAAAAAACAACAAAACGAGGAAUGGAAGAUGAUAGUAGUGAUGAGGAAGAAACCCAAGCAGCUGCACCAAGUCGCAAACGUAAAGCUGUUGACUCAAUGAGUAUGAAAUCAGGACGCACCGGAACCUCACGUUAUACAGCUGGUGGCAAAGGUAUUCACAGGCCGGUAGCUGCAUCAGUUAAAUCUGGUCAUACAGGCUAUUCUGUACAGACAACAGCCUCAAUGUAUUCAACGAAGAAAGCUCAAGGUGAUAUGAAGAAAAAAGGAAAAUUAGAUCCUUAUGCAUAUAUUCCACUUAGCAGGAAUGUUUUGAAUAAAAGAAAACGUGCCAAACAUGCUGGAACCUUUAGUGGAAUUGUAAAAGGUGCUCGCAAAGGAGCAUCAAAAGGUGUUAAAAGCAGAAUACAAAAGAAAUAUAAAAAGUAAACAAAAAACAUGAAAUAUCUGUAAAAACAAAAUAAUAACAUUAUGUAAGCAAUUUUUUCUUUUUAAAACGCAAAAUGAAUUUUAU
Episyrphus balteatus (marmalade hoverfly) is the source of this 4338-nucleotide messenger RNA. RefSeq names its product RRP12-like protein. The transcript is spliced from 12 exons. Bases 138 to 4253 code for a protein of 1371 amino acids. The record is from RefSeq and is a predicted model, not a curated record. NCBI's taxonomy places the organism in Eukaryota, Metazoa, Arthropoda, Insecta, Diptera, Syrphidae.